This is a messenger RNA of Elgaria multicarinata webbii, 2483 nucleotides long. It is a transcript of the gene EMC8, whose product is annotated as ER membrane protein complex subunit 8. The record is from RefSeq and is a predicted model, not a curated record. Lineage: Eukaryota; Metazoa; Chordata; Lepidosauria; Squamata; Anguidae. The transcript has 5 exons. The coding region runs from base 146 to 790 and encodes 214 amino acids. Gene Ontology annotation, cellular component: EMC complex.
CCCGCGGAGCCGGAAGCAGCGGCGGCCUUGGUUUUGGCGGCGGCCUUGGUGGUGAGCGGAGGAGCCGAGGCCGGCCGGCGCUGCCCCAGCCGAGCGGGGCCCAUGAGGCGGCUGUGCUGACGGAGGCGAGCCGGGCUGGGCCGAGAUGAAGCUGAGCACGCAGGCCUACUGCAAGAUGGUGCUCCACGGCGCCAAGUACCCGCACUGCGCCGUCAACGGGCUCUUGGUGGCCGAGAAGCAGCCGCAGCAACAGCACCACCGAGGCCGGGAGCGGGAGUCGCCUCAGCCGCCGCCGCCGCCGCCGCCUCACGCGCUCUUCGUGGACUGCGUCCCGCUUUUCCACGGCUGCCUCGCCCUGGCGCCCAUGCUCGAGGUGGCCCUCACGCUGAUUGAUUCGUGGUGCAAAGAGAACAGCUAUGUAAUAGCUGGAUACUACCAAGCUAAUGAGCGUGUGAAGGAUGCCAGCCCAAACCAGGUCGCUGAAAAAGUUGCCUCUAGGAUUGCUGAAGGUUUCCACGACCCGGCCCUCAUAAUGGUGGACAAUACUAAAUUUACAAUGGAAUGCAUAGAACCGACGGUUCAUGUGUACGAGCAUCACGAAAACAAAUGGAGAUGCAAGGACCCGCAUUUUGAUUACUGUGAAGACUGGUCAGAAGCCCAGAGGAUCUCCGCCUCGCUUUUGGACAGCCGUACCUAUGAAACGCUAGUGGAUUUUGAUAAUCACUUGGAUGAUAUCCGAAACGAUUGGACAAACCCAGAGAUUAAUAAAGCUGUCCUACACCUCUGUUAGAGAGGUUCCCACUGACUUGACUUGCUGGCAUUUCCACUGUGCUGAAAAAAAAAGGAGGAAAGGGCGUGGGGCAGGAAUAAUGAUUUUUUUUGAAUGUAAAUGAAGUACUAAUGGUUCCUUCAGGUGGAAAGCCAAUGAGUGAGGCGCAUCACUGGGAAAAGGAUGUGUUGCUAUGCAGUCAAAUCUUUUUAAUGAGAAUCCUCGGGUUAUCACCCCUAGUUUGCAGCCUCCUCUGUGAACUCCCCUAACUGUUCAUCAUAACGUGUCGCUGUAACUCUCCGGCCAGGAACUAGAUCUGCUUGUCCAACUUAUUCAUAUUAAAAAGUUUUGACUACCUUUUUGUAACCUUUAGAGAGUAAUUUUUAAACAAAAGAUUUAUGAAAUAUCUUUCAGAGUUAAUCGCUAGUUUUAUUUUUUAAAAAUCGAAUCUAAACUAUUAGUGGAAAUUAUGUGACCAGUUUGAGAGCCGUCGUUCUAAGUGCUAGCGGUUGGCUGUUGUGUGCCACUGUACUUAUUGCACAAGGAAAAACAUAAUUGCUUGACAAGCAACAUCUGCCCCAGAUGCUACCAAGUUUCCUAGUUGUUCUGGGAGCGCUGCAAUUUUUUUUUUUGCCUACCAGACUCAGAUGUUAUGUGUCCGUUUGGUUUCACUUUGAAUGGUUUUGCCCAUUCCUUGGUUUUAAUGUGUCAUCGAACGGUCAACAAAACCCAAUGAAUCUUGGGUUCAGUUCUUGGGAUUCGUUUUGUAAGAGUGCUUCUCUUUUACCCUGUGGCUGAAAAAAACACCACUUGUAACUUCUUCCAUGCUUAAUGAUUGUACAAAUCCACGUCCAUUUGGCAAGAGAGGUUACAACCAUGGAUUUCGGAUCCUGACAUUCUACGGGCUGUGUUCAGGCAUGAGCUUACACUCCCUCUUCACCUUGGGUUCACACACUCCCUCUUCACCUUCUCCCUUCCUCCAUAUGUGAAGGAGGGGAGGAGACUGGAAGCUACCGUUCCUGGUACGACAAAGCAUAGCUUGCUAUUUUGUCCAAACCUUGCCAAACUAUUCAUUGGCAUUCUGGUUUGCACAAACCAUAGUUUGCCAGCUUCAGACAAAAAGCAAUCUGGUUUGUUGCAAACCUGGAAUGGAAUGUUUUAAUCUUCUCCCCUCUCACAUGGAAAAAGGAGGAAGGGAACAGGUGGGUCAGAAGAAUACAUUUGUCUAAGCUGCGUUGGAAUUGUUAAGUGUUGCACACAAAUACAGCUGUAGGUCUCUUAUGGAUGGUGCUCCUGUUCGUUAACAUCCUGUGUCUCUUGCAAACAGUCUUUAUAAAGUGAGUUUCAAACACUUUGAAUUGGUACUGAGCCAACUUUGUCGGUUCAAAAUAGGCUUGUCAUGUAAUAGUCUAGUGUAAAGGAAUCUUAAAAACAUUAGUACUGCUUACCUGUGUACCUUUAGUUUUUAUUCCUUCAUUUUUUUUAAAGAUUACCACUUACUGAAGGUUUGGCAUCUUCUUCUUUGUCCUUGUUUUAUAUGUAUUCUGUCUUUUCUACUCCUAUGGACCCUGUAUUGGCUUUAACCUUUAUUUAUAGCAUAUUCUAAAUUUUAAGCAGUAACAGUUCCGAGUUUUUGUGUUGGAAGAAACCUAUUUAGCCGACUCCCUGUGCUUUCUUGCUUUUCCCCAUCUUGAAAAUAAAACUGAUGAAACAU